Caenorhabditis bovis is the source of this 4647-nucleotide messenger RNA. The record is from the annotation of a GenBank genome assembly. Lineage: Eukaryota; Metazoa; Nematoda; Chromadorea; Rhabditida; Rhabditidae.
AUGUCUGAUAAACCGCCCCCACCUCCGCCGCCUCGGAAAUCUCACGGAAAGGAAACGUCUCAUCGUGGGAUCGAAAAUCAUAAAUGUAAGCAUGCUUGGCACAAAGUGAAGUACAAUGGCAAAGAAUACUUACGAAUCGAUGGUAUUCCACAAAAAAUAGAUUCAAAAGAAGAAUUUAACGCGGUUAAGAAGUGGGGUCUAGAAACCGAUAACGAAAAUCGGCAAAUUCGUGAUCCUCGUCUAACAUUGAAUACGUCGAGAAUUUAUGGAAGAUUUUGUUUCGCACCAAAAAGUCAACAUCCCGUUUAUCUUCUAAAAACGAACUUUCGUAUUGAUGCUAAUUAUUGUGGAAUACCGCCCAAAAGAGAGGUAUCCAUAUUCAAUAUGGAUGAUAAUUGCUCAGAGCAACUUUUGACCGAUUUUGCAAGAGAAAUUGGCAAAGUACGUGAAGUGCGUGUUUGUCGACAUCCUCAAACCCAGAAACAUCUCAAAAUGGCUUAUGUGAUAUUUGAAAAAACUGAACAUGCUCAAUCGUUCGUUUCCAAAUAUUCUACAAUGAAGAUGUUGGCUCAAAAGGCCGAUUGUAAACUGGACCCCUUCUUUACAUUUCUCAAUGACGCUUAUGAGAAAGAAGCUAACGAGCCUCUACCAAUGCCGGAUUAUUUCAAAAGCAUUGAUGAUGAUGUUCUCAUGGGCUUCCGUUCGAAAAUCGCUCGAAAAAUUGAAACAAGCAUUUAUCCUAAUGAGAAUAAAGAGUUUUCGGAUGGCGAAGACAUCAUAGAUGUUGGGAGUCCGGAAAACGGCAAAUUGGUUACUAAAGGACCAUUUACCCCACAAAUUCCAAAAACACCCCCAAUUCCAUCGAACAGUUCAUACGCUGACAUGAUGACUGCGACAACAAGUCGAUCGGAUGUGCCGCCUCCUCCAUCUAUACCGAGAGAGGAAUAUCUCAAACAAGCCGGUCGCAAACCGAUCGAAAUCCCGCCGCCGCCACCACCGCGACAACGCCAUUUGUUGCGUCAGCAUGUCGUCGAACCCGAUUCAUCAACAUCGGACAAUAAAGAGAAUUGCGAAUAUGGGAUGAAAUUGGAAAAGCGGGGAAAUGAUGAAGAAAAGAAACAAAAAAUGACAUCGGAGAGCCUUGAAUUUGAAUAUACUGGCAUUCUUUUGCCCGAAGUUCCGGAAGAAACGAGUACGGAAAACAGUGAAAAAGACACCAACAACAACGGUUUUCACAAGUGUCCUCAGAAGGUGAUCUUCAAGAUUCCGGCCCUUCCGAGGCGAUUUGCCACUGAAACGGUAUUCGAGCAAAAGCUUCGGAAGCAAGACAAAACAGUAGUUAUCGAAACAAACAACGAUCACGCGCGAAAAAUUAACGAAGGUUCUCAAUUUUAUACUGAUCAUUCUGCUCGUUAUUCCGAAUUCGAUCCGGUUCAUAAUCCGUCGACGUCUUACUAUUCUGGACGAAAACAAGGCGAUCGGAGUUCGUGCGAAUCGGAUGACAGUGGACGUGACGUUCGGCGGAAGCGGCACAAUGGUUGGAAAUCAAAACCAACGAAUCGGACAGGCUCCGAUGAUGAGUCAAAGAAGGGAUUUAAAGGGGAAUCAAAACCCAAAUUCAGGAACGGUGUUCAUAGAACCCAAAGUAAAGGAGAAGGCAUGUUGUCCGACGAUGGAAGCAGUCGUUCUCGAUCACGUUCUGCGUCGGACUCGUCAUCUGCUCAAUCAUAUCCCAGUCUAGACGAAAGUCGGCGGAAAAAAGAUUCUCCGCGAAGAAAGAGAGGAGAGAAGAAAGAGAAACCGAAUGGUUUUGGAUGGGAUUCUGAAACUGAUGAAUCCGAUGAAAGUUAUUCGGAUCGUCAUAGACGCGGAAGAAGUAGCUGGCGAGAUUUGAGGAAGAAAGAUGAUAGGGAUAAGCGACACGGACGAAGUCAUGUCGAAAGAGAUUCGAAGCGUGGACAACCGAAGACUCCGCCGACACCUCCGUCAACAAUAGAAUGCGUUCCACGACCACGAAUUGAGACGCCGAAGGAAACGAAUGCGAUUGGACCAUCAACACCGAAAACAAUUGUUCCGACACCAUCUGGAAUGCAAUUAACUCCUUUCGGGUACUAUGCGCCGGCUGUUGGUAUUCCUGACAUGUCGAAACCCCCUCCAGCACUAGGAGUUCCGAUCUAUCCGAUGUACGGGAAUCGUCCUGGGCCUCCCUUCGGAGUUCCUGCGGUACCUGCUCAAGUAAUAGACAAACCGAAAUUGGUGAUUCCUCCGAAACUAUCGACACCGCCAAUACAUCGCAAGGAGUCUUCUCCAGACAUUCCUGCCGAAUCCUUGAAACAACGUUUGAAUGGACUAUUCGGUGUGGAUUCGAAGAAAAAAGAGGACGAUUCUGUUAGCAGCACUUCUUCCCCAUUUGCGGCACAGCAGUACCAAACCAGACAUAUAUCACUAGAUGAUCGACAUUCGUCCGAAGAUAUGGAUGUAGAAGUGUCAAGUGAUGCUGACACAUCUCAUGGAACUCCGAGGGAAACUGAAGAAGAGCGGUUGAAGCGAGAAGAACGAGAACGAAUCGAAUUCGAAGUCAGAAUGCAAUUGUUGCACAAAAGAAUUGUUGAUAAAUGUCAGAAACGGAUUAUUGAUGAAGUUGCAAUGAAAAUUGGCGAAGAUUUAAAAAAGCAAGUUCUUCGGCAGUCGUUAGCUUUGGUUGAUGUGGAUUUAAUGAAAAAAGCCGCAGCCGACGAGGAACGGAGAAGAAUUGAACGCGAAGAGAAGGCGAGACGAGAAGCAGAACGACCAAAGACGUUGAAUAUAACCGAUAUGAUGCGACAGAAACCGAUUCCGAAGCAUAAACAGCAACAACAAUCGGAAAAACUACAACGUGUUCGUAGUGAAUCGGUGUCGUCAACGCGAACGGACACUUCUGAAUCAACGUCUUCUAGUGUCGCGAGUAGCUCGACGGAAGAUACUGCAGAUGAAAGUGAAGAGAAGGUGCAAAAACCGAAAAUUUCUUCAGCAAGUGUUUCUGCUAAUUCUCGGAGCACUUCGAUCACCUCGUCAUCGUCGUCGUCGUCUUCUUCUUCUUCAAAUUCUACUUCUUCGUCUGCUGAAUCUGUAGCGUCACAAGAAUCUGAAGAUGACGCGAGAGCGGUAGAAGAUGAGGAAGACGAAGACACAAUUUUGGGCAAAAAACGGAGAUUGAUAUCAUCUUCUUCGUCUGAAAAAAGCUUCAUGCAUGAACCGUGUUUGAAAAAGAUGAAGCAUAUUGUCGAAAGUUCUUCUGAGAAUUCUUCUCCUUCCCAUCAUCCACUAGCAGCUGAGCCUACUUCGCAAAGCACCUACUUACCUAGCGGCUGCAGAGAAGUUGAAUGGCGCAAAUCAUUUGCCAACCCUUACGUAAAUGCUAGUGGAACGAUAACAGCGGAACAGUACCAUCCAUUUCUUACCGAGCAUUGCUAUUAUGCUUUCGAUCGUCCUACAAUGCUUCAGGUUUUCGAUCCAUUACCAUUGGAUACUAACAUUACGAGUGUCAUUCUACCACCAUGGCUACCUCCACUUUCCGAACGUUCUGGGGCUCUCGAGCUUCCAAAAGAAGUGGUUGACAAUGGAAUGAUUCCGUAUAAAUCUAAAAAACCAAAGUGUGAAUCGAAAAAGCAUAAAAAGGAAAUCGGAUCAAGAGCUUUUGCCGAGCUUAUUGCUCUUCAGACUCCGAAGAAGGUCAUCAAAUUCCCUCCGAGAAGCGCCGAAGAAAAGCGGAGAAUUCUCUUCAGCACAAAACUACCUGAUGCUGAGGAUCAAAGAUUUUUGCGGCAAGUAUUCGAAAAGAUGAAGGCUCAGCCUCCAGAAGAGAUGCCGUGGUCUCAUGAUAUUACAUUCGUUGAGAUCCCUCGGCCACCAUCACCGCGACUUCGAAGAAAUCCCGUUUUAUCGAAAAAGGGAUUACCGGAUCAGUUCUAUCUCGAUCCAGAUCUUGACGGCGUCAUUCCGAUUGAAGAAGGCUGUGCACGUGCGCGACCGUACGUGAAGCUCUCGAUGAAGCAGAAGAGAUCAUUAGUUCGACGACCGGAUUACGAAAUGGAUCGAACGAUGAUUAGCGAGCGGGAUGAAGCUGUAAUUCGGCAUCAGAGUGUGGCAAAUAAAGAAACAAGAUCGCUUCAAAGACGUCUUCUGACGUCGAUGGGCGAUAUUACACCAGAUUUCUUCAAGGUCAAUCAGCUUAAGUUCCGAAAGAAAAUGAUUAAAUUUGCUCGGUCGAGGAUUCAUGGAUGGGGUCUUUAUGCGCUUGAAUCAAUUGCUUCCGAUGAAAUGAUUGUUGAAUAUGUCGGGCAAAAGGUUCGUUCAAUUGUUGCCGAAGAGCGUGAGAAGGCAUACGAACGGCGCGGAAUUGGAAGUUCGUAUCUGUUCAGAAUCGAUGAGCACACGGUGAUUGAUGCAACGAAACGGGGAAACUUUGCGCGAUUCAUUAAUCACUCUUGUCAGCCGAAUUGCUAUGCAAGAGUGUUAACAAUCGAAGGAGAAAAGAGAAUCGUGAUAUACAGUAAAGGAAUAAUCGAAAAGGGUGAUGAAAUCACAUACGAUUACAAAUUUCCAAUAGAAGAAGACAAAAUUGAUUGUCUAUGCGGCGCGAAGAAUUGCCGCGGAACGUUGAACUGA